Molecule: messenger RNA, 579 nt
Organism: Miscanthus lutarioriparius
Lineage: Eukaryota; Viridiplantae; Streptophyta; Magnoliopsida; Poales; Poaceae
Source: the annotation of a GenBank genome assembly
AUGACCUCAAAGUCGGGGACUCCGCCACAGACCUCAUGGACACGAUCCGGCGACAGCGCUGCACCUACGUCCAACGUGCUGCAGAGCCUGAUGCCGGUUGCAGACCCAUCCCUGACGGCUGGCGCCCACGUGACAGGUCGGCCUCGCCGUCGUCCUCAGCUCGCCCUCCUCUGUCUCCUCGCCGUUGCGCUGGUGUACACGUACGAGAUCAUGGAGAAGAGCUCGGCGGACGCUGUGCGGGGCCGGUUCUCAUGCCAGAACAUGGCGCCCCGGUUCGCGCUGCGCACGGCGUACGUCGCGGCGUGCGCGCUCAUGGCUGCGGCCCUGCCCUUCUUCGGCGACGUCGUCGGCGUGGUGGGCACCGUGGGAUUCAUCCCGCUCGACUUCGUCCUCCCCGUCGUCAUGUACAACGUGGCGCUCGCGACGCCCAGGUGCUCGCCCGUGUACCUGGCCAACGUCGCCAUCAUGGUCGUCUUCACCGGCGUCGGCGUCAUCGGCGCCGUGGCGUCCGUGCGGAAGCUCGCGCUCGAUCUCGAUGCUGGCGAGUUCAAGCUCUUCAGUGAUAACGUUGUGGACUGA